This is a messenger RNA of Cynara cardunculus var. scolymus (artichoke), 2550 nucleotides long. Its product is annotated as putative F-box/LRR-repeat protein At3g28410. Lineage: Eukaryota; Viridiplantae; Streptophyta; Magnoliopsida; Asterales; Asteraceae. The record is from RefSeq and is a predicted model, not a curated record. Gene Ontology annotation, molecular function: protein binding. The transcript has 3 exons. Bases 1080 to 2210 code for a protein of 376 amino acids.
CUUGAAGUUGGCAUGAAGUUGUGAUCUUGUUAGGUCGAUAAUUUUUUUUUUGUUUCAAUUUUUUGUGGAUUUUUUAUUUGAUAUAUAUGUUCUUGGGCAUCUAGUUUUUAAUUUGCUUAUUUAGUCUUGCAAUCUAUAAUUCAUUAAUAACUUCUAUUUCUGUAAGAAGCAACAUUCUUAUGCAAGAUUGAAGUAGCAAAAGAAGGCAAUAUAGAAAAACCACAACUUCCAAUUGUUUUACACAAGUGGGAAAUGAGAAUAUGAGAUUGACAUCCACUAAUUAUAAUAUGGCUUAUGUGUGAAAAAUGUUUAAACUGAAAUGAAACAGAAAGAUUGAGAUAUGAUUUGUUGUUCACAGAAGGAAAAGUAAUAAUGGAGAAUGGAUGAAGAGCCAAUCUUUGACUAUUUAACUGCCGAGUUGUGACUGAAAUAACUGACCUAUCCUAGAAUUUGAUUGAAACAGUGUGAUUUUAUCUCCUCCUGUAUGAAGUCUUCUUAGUUAGUGAACAGUUUUACGACUUACCCAAAUGGUUUUGUCUUUUGGAUGCUCAUCUUCCAUGCUGUUCAUGGUGAUUGGUUUUUUGAUUCAUCGAAAUCAAGAUUCUUUUUCACAUGUAGUGACCGACUAAGGGUCUGUUUGUUAGCAACUUAAUAAGCUUAAUAGGACUCGUAUCUUAUUCGCUCAACUAUAUAUGACUGUUUGGUAGUGGCUUAAUGAUAUAAAAAGUGGCUUAUUCUGUAAGCUUAUAGGGAGAGCUUUAUGUAGAAAGCCAAGUUUUUUCCAAACAUUCCCCUCCAAGUUAAAAACACCCUCCUUUCAUCUAGGGAAAAAGGUCUCCCAAACAAAAACCUUCUCAAUCUAUACAAACAGAUUAAUCCACACAGUCAGCUUUAUCCAUGCAUGACUUAGUGAAAAGCCAACCAAAAAAUCCCUAAGUUAUUCUAAAAAUGGUACAUGACAUGGAAAUAGAAUCAAAACAGAUUUACCCCGCUUCUUAUUUCAUAUUUCCUGAUUUUUCAAAAAACCAAAAACAAGUUUUACCUCCUGGUAGUCAAUAUUGGAUCCAGAUACACAAGCAAUGGUUUAUGGAUCUUACUGUAUGUACAGGGGAUAUUUGACAUUUUUGCUGCUAAGUAUCAAGAUGGGACGAAGAGGAGAGAAACGUUCUUGGGACAGAAUCUGGAACGGUAAACAUGGGAUACUUGAUCCUCAGGAUACCAUCUCCAGAUUGCCUGAAAAUGUAUUGCACCAUAUCAUAUCGUUUCUUCCCUCUACAGACAAGGAUCAGCUUCAGUUUCUUUCAAGAAAAUGGAACCGACUUUAUGCUCAAUCUCAGAAGAAGCUCUUUCUGAAGGGGGUCAGAUUAGAUGAACAGAAAUUUUCAAAGAGUUUGGUGGAUGUCUUCCCCUCGGUAGAGGAUCUUAGUCUAGAAUAUUACUCGGGAAUGAAAAAACUGAGACUGGUUAACUACAAGCUGAAAAUUAUUAAGUUGUAUUGUGGAAGCCUCAAGAACCUAGACCUGACCACACCACAUCUUGAAUAUUUUGAGUUCGUUGGAUAUCGGUUCGACCCUUGCAGAAUUGAGCUCGGUAUUUGCAAACAACUGAGGUUUGUGACUUUAGGUGGGGUUGCCAUGGACAACAUGAUGUUUGCUGACUGCAACUCAAGUUUUCCAGUUCUUCAGGCCUUGACCCUUUUUGGCUGUGAUAUGAAGGGUCAUAUAAACAUCUCGAGUAAUUCUCUUGAUCAUUUAUCAUUAUUGAGAUUCAAAAGGCCUGUGGAUGUCACCAUUGAUUGCCCGAACCUACAUUUUUUCGAAUAUAGUGGCAGUCGGAUAGUUCCCUUUUUAGACUUGAACAUGCCCUAUCUCGAAGUAGCUAGAAUUGAGAUAUACUCUGAUUGGAACCAAAAGCAUGAUGAAUUAUGGUAUGGUAGAUUGAUUGAAAUGCUUGGAGAUCUGAAUCAUGCUAACUUGGUGGUGUUCAUCACUGAUUCGGACAAGAUCUUAGUAAUUCCUAAAAGAUAUAGAGAAAUCCUUGUUCCUCCCCUUAAGGGAUUCGUGAAGUUAGUAACAUGGAGUACCUAUAUAUCAAGAUAUUAUGCGGAUCUUAUUAAUUCAUUUCUUUGGCUUUCUCCUGACAUUAUGAGCAUUGCUGCUCAAUGCCGAAGUACAGCUGAUGCAUUCAGAAAUCGCGACUACACUACUUGACAAUCCAUGCUGCUUCUGCACCUUGCAUCUUUCAAGAUGUUGGACCAUUUCGCAUUGAGGUUUAGUUGAAAUCAUACUAAGGAUGAGAUGCUAUUGAACUGAUUUUAUAUCGAAUUUGUCACAUUUCUUGUAGUAACUUAUGCUUGGUUCAUUUGUUUUGGUUUUUAACUAUAACCUAUGGUGAAAACAUGUCAAAAUGCUAUGUGGGAUGUUUUGAAUUGUCGUUAAAACAAAGGGAAUGAUGUUUUAAUGUUAUGUUGGAUGUUUUGAAUCGUCAUUAAAACGAAGGGAAUGAAAAUCAUUCGCCUAGUAAUCUUAUUACAGACAGCAUCUUAUAGGU